Molecule: messenger RNA, 4108 nt
Organism: Dendrobium catenatum
Lineage: Eukaryota; Viridiplantae; Streptophyta; Magnoliopsida; Asparagales; Orchidaceae
Product: protein TONSOKU
Exons: 20
Coding region: 70-3978 (1302 amino acids)
Biological process (GO): epigenetic regulation of gene expression; response to DNA damage checkpoint signaling; meristem structural organization
Cellular component (GO): nucleus
Molecular function (GO): protein binding
Source: RefSeq, a predicted model, not a curated record
CUAAGAAGCCGAAAACCCGCGAGGGCAGAUAUAGAGGUCGAUAGCUUUCUCAUCGUCUCAGAAAAAAGAAUGGGAAGAGAAGACGAGGAGAUCAGAGUAGCGAAGCUGGGGUACAAAGAGGCGGUUCGGGAUGGGAACCACGAGGAAGAAGCGCGGUGGGCGAACGUGAUCGGCGACCUCCUCAAGAGGAGGGGGGAGUACGUUGAGGCUCUGAGGUGGCUCCGAAUCGAUUACGAGGUAUCGGCGAAGUAUCUUCCCCAGAAGCAGCUUCUUGCGACAUGCCAGUCGCUUGGCGAGGUCUACCUCCGGCUACAGCGCUUCAAAGAAGCACUCCACUAUCAGAAAAAGCAUCUGGAGCUUGCCAAUGAUUCUGAUGACGUUAUUGAACAACAGAGAGCAAGCACACAACUAGGCCGAACUUACCACGAAAUGUUUUUAAAAUCAGAAAGCGAUCACCAUGCAGUAAGAAGUGCCAAGAAAUACUUCAAGUUGGCUAUGAAACUGGCACGGUCUCUCAAGGAAAAUCCUCCCUCCAAAACAAAUUGUUUCUUUAUGAAAGAAUAUAUCGAUGCACACAAUAAUAUUGGUAUGCUUGAAAUGGACCUGGACAAUCUGGAAGAAGCCAAGAAAACGCUUCUUGAGGGUUUAAUGAUAUGUGAUGAAGAAGAAGUCAAUGAAGAUGAUGAUGGGCGCAGCAGGCUUCAUCAUAAUCUUGGAAGUGUCUAUUUGGAACUGCGGGAAUGGAAUAAGGCAAGGAACCACAUAGAGAAAGACAUAUUAAUUUGUAAACAGAUUGGACAUCCCCAAGGUGAAGCAAAGGGGUUCAUCAAUCUUGGUGAACUGCAUUAUCGAGUACAAAAGUAUGAUGAAGCUAUUCUUUGCUAUCAGAAGGCAAUGGAUAUUGCAAAAAGCAUGGAGGAUGAGGAUUCCUUAGUCGAUCAUAUUUCUCAGAAUGUUAAUACUGUAAAAGAAGCAUCUAAGGUGUUCGAGUCAUUGAAAAAAGAUGAGCAAAAACUCAGAAGACUGAUGAGGGCCACAAGUGAUGCUCGUGGAACAGCAAAUGAAAGAAAGUGCCUGCUAGAGCAAAACGUUUGUUUGGAUAGUCUGAUUGAAAAAUCCAGCAUGAUUUUUGCAUGGCCAAAGCAUCAAGAAUUUGCAAAAAGGAAGAAAAGAGUAGCAACUGAGCUGUGUGACAAGGAAAAACUCAGUGAUUCUUUUCUGGUUAUAGGAGAGUCUUACCAGAAACUCAGAAACUUUGGCAAAGCACGCAAAUGGUAUAUGAAAAGUUGGAAUGUCUACAGGUCUAUUGGUAACCUCGAGGGGCAAGCGUUAGCCAAGAUUAAUGUUGGUGAGGUUUUGGAUUCUUCGGGUGACUGGGUUGGAGCACUGGAGGCAUUUGAGGAAGGUUAUAGAAUAUCAGUCAAAGGGAACUUACUUUCUGUACAAUUAUCAGCACUUGAUAACAUGCAUUAUAGUCAUAUGAUCAGAUUUGACAAUGUUGAAGAAGCCAGGAAAUUACAGAUUGAGAUUCAAAAUGUGAGGCGUUUACUGAAUGGAGGUGAUUUACUGAUGAGAGUGGAUCAGGAUUAUUGCUCUGAAACUGAAACAGAGGGCGUUGUUGCAUCUGAUCCUACACCUAUUGAAUGUGAUUCCUGGGAUAUUAAUAAUCCUGCAGCUUUUGAAGUUAAGCUAAGUGCUGUCACUGAUGAUGAACUUGAUGAUGAUGUUCCUUUGAGAAUGAUUGCUCAGAAAUGCAAAAAAUCAUCCAAGAUGGAGAUGUCUUCAUUAAACACAAAAGCCAAAUCAGCAAAUAGUUUGGGUGAGGGUUCAUCUGGAAAUUUAACCAACCACCAGUCUCUUGGUCGCAAGCGUGUUCGUGUGGUUAUUUCCGACGGGGAAGAUGAAGAACCUGGGCUGGUGCAACAACCAAGAAAAAUGAACCAUGGGAAACCUAUUGAGGAUGUGGCUACUUCUUGUGGAGAUAUCAAGCUGGAUGAAAUAGGUGGUUUUAGUGUUGGGCAGGUUGAAGAGAGUGCCUGUUCUUUCAAAUCAAAAAGCUCCAAAUCAAUUGCUGAUAAUGCCACAGAAUUCGGAUCUGCUAGUAAUGUGGAAAUAUCCAAUGCAUCCAAGUCUACGGCUUGUGGAUCAAAACUGCAUGUUUGUCAGACCCCCAGUGCUUGUCUAGAGGUCAAUAGUGGUGCUGGUUGUACUCUCCCAGUAGAUGAUCAUGGUUGGCCUGUACUGUUUAAAGUUGGUCGUGACUCGAUUUAUGUGGAUAUGAAUUGUUGCUUGACGGGGAACAUAUUAAACAUUGAUCAUCUUAAAGUUGAGGUGGCUUGUGCCUUCUUUCUUGGGCUCUUUGAAGAGAAGCGAUCUGAAGGUCUUGUUCCUGUGAUUCACCAGCUAGUCUGCUGUGGGAAAGAUCUACGCUCUCAGGAAACAACCGAAGAUAUGAAAAACCUACUUUCGCAAAAGGUUUGCAUUGAAGUUGUUAUAAGUGAAUGGGUGCCAAAACGCCUUAUGAAGUUGUAUAUGGAUUUCUGUGAUAAGUCGACUGAAGCACCUAGUCAUAAGUUGCUGAAAAAAUUGUAUAAUUUGGAGGUUUCAGAAGAUGAAGUCAUUGUAUCAGAUUGUGCCUUACAGGAUAGAUCAAUACUGUCUUUCUUACAUGCACUUGAGGUCCACAAAACAGUUGCACUAUUAGACAUUUCUCAUAAUUCCUUAGGAAACGAGACAAUGGAAAAAAUCCAACAAAUUUUUACCUCUUCAAACCAAAAAUAUGGUGGUCUAACUCUGGAUUUGCAUUGCAAUCGGUUUGGUCCAACUGCUUUAUUCCAGAUAUGUGAAUGCCCAGUCAUGUUCAAACGUCUUGAAGUGCUUAAUCUAUCUCAGAAUCGUCUCACAGAUGCUUGCAGUUCAUACCUUUCUACCAUCCUUGAAAAUUGCCAAGCACUCUACAACUUGAAAAUAGAACAAUGCUCUUUAACGUCUAGAACAAUUCAGAAGCUCGCAGACUGCUUGCAUGGUGGAUCUGUGCUUUCACAUCUUUCGAUAGGAAAGAAUAAUCCUAUAUCUGCAAAUACGAUGGUUAAUCUGCUCUCCAAACUUUCAUCUUUGAAAUGUUUCUCAGAACUAAGUCUUACUGGUAUAAGGUUAAACAAGCCUGUAGUAGACGGGCUUUGCCAUCUUGCCAAGUCAUCCAGUUUUUCUGCAUUGUUUCUUGGAGGAACCUGUAUGGGAGCUGACGGGGCAAUGAGGUUAACUGAGGCAUUAAGUUGUGGACCACAAGAGUUGGAGAAGUUGGAUCUGUCUGUCUGUGGCAUUACCUCUGAUUUUAUUGGCAAAAUUUGUGAACAUAUUGUUCAGAUUAAUGGUAUUGUAGAGCUGAAUCUUGGAGGAAAUUCCAUUGGUGAUGAGGGUUGCUAUGCGUUGGAAUGCAUGCUUUCUGAUCCACAAUGCAGUGUCAAAUCUCUUAUUCUGGACAGAUGCCAUCUUGGGCUUGGUGGAAUACUUCGAAUUAUUGUUGCUUUAGCAGGAAAUGAAUCUUUGGAAGAACUCCAUCUUGUCGAAAACGUCGAUAUUGCCAUUGAGAGAGCUUUAGAGUACCAACCUAAGACAGACACACCUGCAACAUCAAAGACCGUCUGCAAUACUAACAGGGAGCUUGAAGUUGCCGACAGCGAAGACGAGGAGGCUUCAAAGGAUGGUGCUGGCAAGCAAAAUCCUUCGAUAUGCUUUCCUCUGAUUCAGGAGCUAUCGGUUGGGAUAGAUGCAGCAAAGCAGCUUCAAUUGCUUGAUCUAAGCAAGAAUGGAUUCUCGACUGAAGCAAUAGAGAGCUUGUGCUUGUCCUGGUCUUCAGCAAGAUCAAGAUGUAGUCAAGUGGCUUAUAAGCAUCACAAUCAGGAGGAUCAAACCUUACAUUUUUCUGUAGUAGGAAGGAGGUGUUGUGGUGUUAGGAGCUGUUGCAAGAGAGACUGAUGGGCUUAGGGUUUACAUUUUUGUAUCUUUUUGUUGAAAAUGGGCAGAGGCGGAUGUGUAUUUAGAUUAUAAGAUGAAUUAUGUACAAAAUGGUGGAAUAAAUGAAUUUGGCUUCACAUCUUUUGCGACA